Parnassius apollo (apollo) is the source of this 327-nucleotide messenger RNA. The record is from the annotation of a GenBank genome assembly. NCBI's taxonomy places the organism in Eukaryota, Metazoa, Arthropoda, Insecta, Lepidoptera, Papilionidae.
AUGGUUCGUUUGUUCGUGGUCAUUGUUGUCUUGUGCCGGCUGCGAGCCGGAGCGCCGCAGCCGCCAGAUUGCGUGGCGGGCCGCCACCAGCCGCGCGAAGCCGUACCGAGCCACUCUCGGGAGCGCUACACGCGCAUUCUCAGCUCGCGAUCAACAAGUAACCCGCGUAUAACGCGCAGCCCUCAAACGCGCGCCCCUUUAACGCACGCUCUCCUCAAGAAUACGAUACGGAUCACGGGAAACAGGAAAGGAACCAAGGAACAUUCAACAAGUGUUAGAAUGGGAAUCAGUUUCCUGCGGCUUUUGUCAACAGUCUCCGUUACGUGA